Messenger RNA from Coregonus sp. 'balchen', 5597 nucleotides. The record is from the annotation of a GenBank genome assembly. NCBI's taxonomy places the organism in Eukaryota, Metazoa, Chordata, Actinopteri, Salmoniformes, Salmonidae.
AUGGAGAUUACCACCGCGAUGGGAUGCUCUGUUGGUUUUGCCUUCGGAGGACUAGUAUUUGUAGCGUAUAAACUUGGUUUACUGUAUCAGUUGUUUCAUAAGGUAAGUCACUUCCGUGUAAACAAUGUUUCAUUCUAACUUUGUGUCAGCCUGCUCACUUGCUGUCUCAACUCUUAAACUCACCUGCAACCUGGCAUUCUCAUAAGCAAAACACCUUGUUCAUGCCUUACUACAGUAUCUGUCUUCUUUUUAUUUACUCCUCCACCUAGCCUAAGUGAACCUGCAUAAUACUCAGAUACUCAUCUAGUAGGUGAAAGGUAACCCUGCUGCAUGUGAGAGAACCACCUUGUGGCUAUCUAACACUAAGGCCAUGAUAACACAUUGCAGGUUCUUCAGAAGUCAUACAAUAGGCUACAUAAGGAGCAUUAGGCCUUCAAAUACAAUAUGCAGUUCAUUGCUAAAUACAAGAUAGUGAUCUAUAGAUAAACAAUAGGCCUUUUCUAGUUUACGACAUCCCUUUUCAGUUAAUUAAACCAAAUUAUACAUUGUCCAUGACCCUGAUUUGAGAUCUGCCUGUUCAGUCCUUUCCCUGAGUUCUCUACCUUUUCCCCCAGACUGAGACCCAGAGCCCUCGCCAUGGUGGAGAGAGUGUGGCAGAGGUUCUGCGUGCCCAUGGGGUUAAGUUUGUCUUCACCCUGGUGGGGGGGCACAUCUCGCCCAUCUUGGUGGCCUGCGAGAAGCUGGGCAUCCGCAUUGUGGACACCAGGCAUGAGGCUACUGCCGUCUUUGCAGCUGACGCUGUAGCCAGGCUCUCAGGUAAAGUAGUACCAUACAUUACCUACUAUAAUAUCCCAAAUACCUUACCUACAGUGUCGAGCUGAACCGUCCGGGACUGGUUUAACUUACUUAGUGCACUGUAUUCUACUCGUGUUCAUACUGUAGCAUUGACACUGUCAGUGAUUCUCCCUCCAACAGGCACUGUAGGUGUAGCUGCAGUGACUGCUGGCCCAGGCCUGACUAACACAGUCACAGCAGUGAAGAACGCUCAGAUGGCCGAGUCUCCACUGCUUCUCAUAGGGGGAGCUGCUGGAACACUACUUCAGGUGAGAGUCUAAGGGCUUUUACUGGUGUAGCUGCAUGGGGGUACCCUAGUCCUAACAUUAACAUUAACACUGGUCCUCUGUAGCUCAGCUGGUAGAGCACGGCGCUUGUAACGCCAAGGUAGUGGGUUCGAUCCCCGGGACCACCCAUACACAAAAAAAAAUGUAUGCACGCAUGACUGUAAGUCGCUUUGGAUAAAAGCGUCUGCUAAAUGGCAUAUUAUAUUAUAUUAUAUUAUAUUAUAACACUAAGGCUAAGGUCACGAUGCGCCAGCAAGUCAACAAAAUCAACAAAAUACCAUAAGCUUGCACUGUAGAGUUGUGUGACUGUGGGUGAUUAUAAUAAUAUGCCAUUUAGCAGACGCUUUUAUCCAAAGCGACAUACAAUAACAUCUAAUUCCCCCUAUCCAUUGUGGAGGUUUGACCUCUUGGUGAACUUUUGUUGUGCAGGGUAGAGGAGCACUGCAGGACAUUGACCAGAUGUCCCUGUUCAAGCCGCUGUGUAAGUUCUGCGCCUCGGUGAGGAGUGUGAGGGAGAUUGUCCCCACGGUGAGGAAGGCCCUGGCCAUCGCCCAGUCUGGAACUCCAGGCCCUGUGUUCAUAGAGUUCCCCAUUGACACACUCUACCCCUUCCACCUGGUGUCCAAAGAGUUCGGAGUGAAAAACCCUCCCAAGGGAAUAAUGGGGAAAGUUGUCACUUGGUAAGUAAUCAGCAGGAUUGUGCAUGACCAUACUUUCACACAUCCCUUGUGAUUUGUGAAAGUAACAGAUGCUGUAUAUUUCCUUCCAUAAGGUACCUCCACAAUCACCUAAAGAACUUGUUUGCUGGGGCCUGGGAAACAAGAGACUUGUCACCUCUCCCUGUGCACAUCCCUCAUGCCACAGACGAUCAGGCAAGACUAACUAACCCUUAGUCAUUCUCUAACAACAGUGAGAAAGGCUUCAUUUGGUAGAAGCCGUUAGUUCGUACUGUAACCAGUUACAGAUUUCCAAUAGACAUGAAGGCAUGUUUUUUAUGUGACCCUUGUGGCUCAACCUCUAGUGAUCUGUCAUCAGGUACAAAAGUGUAUAGAGCUGGUGAGCAGAGCCAAGAAGCCUGUUAUCCUACUGGGGAGCCAGGCAACACUACCUCCAACACCUGCAGAUGACAUCAGGUAUUUCAACAACCACAUUUAUAUUACACAAGACAUCAUCAGACUUCUGGUCCAUUCAAUGCCAUUUCAUAUAGUUGUCCUGUUACAGGGCGGCCCUGGAGUCCCUGGGUAUCCCCUGCUUCCUGGGUGGAAUGUCCCGUGGCAUGCUGGGUAGGGACAGUCCCUUGCACAUCAGGCAGAACAGGAGGGACGCCCUAAAGUACGCAGACCUUGUGCUGCUAGCAGGUGAGACACUAACAGCCAACUGUAAGUAUUGUCUCCAUACAGUUGUUGUAUCUUUGAGGCUUCUCUCACAGUGGUGGUAUGUGUUGCAGGAACUGUAUGUGACUUCCGAUUAAGCUACGGCAGAGUUCUGAACAGGCACAGCAAGAUCAUUGCUGUCAACAGAGACAAGACUCAACUUCUGAAGAACUCUGACAUGUUCUGGAAGCCCACUGUGGCCAUUCAGGGUUGGUACAGCUGUCUGAAUUGUCCAAUCAGAAGUCUUAUUUACUUUCACAAAACGCUGCCACUACCUGUUUGAGCUAUUUGAUCUUUUGGAGUCUCACAUUUCUGUUUGUCUUUUAGGAGAUGCAGGCUCCUUCCUACUCCGUCUCUCCAAAGGCCUCAUGGGCCACAAAUGUCCCGAGGAUUGGCCACAGAGUCUCAAAGCAGGAGACGUCACCAAAGAGAAGGCUAAUCGGUACACUUGUGGAAUUCAUUCAGCCAGUUGGGCAGAAAGCCAACAGUUUUUUUUUUUUUGUAUACUUAACCAAUGACCUCCAUGCAAAUGACUACAGUCAGUACAUCUAGUGCACCAAACACAGACAAUACAAGGUGUGUUAGUUCCCUGUGAAAGUGUGUUUUGCUCUGUGUUUUCCGUGCAGGGGGAAGGCUGAUGAGAAGACGGACCGCCACCUGAACCCCCUGAGUGUCCUGCACCGUGUCGAUGAGCUGAUGGCUGACGACAGCAUCAUAGUGGCGGAUGGGGGCGACUUUGUGGGCAGUGCUGCCUACAUCAUGAGACCAAGGGGCCCACUCCGCUGGCUGGAUCCAGGUCAGGAUCCUCAGUGUUAGGAGUAAAAAAAAAUAUAUAUAUAUAUAUAUAUAUAUAGACAAAAUAUGUUUUCAAAUGUGUUAUAGGAUGUGGUCACUUGAGUAAGAGAGGUAUUAACAUGUACAAUAAAACAAAUAGGACUUGUUUAUUGAAUUUGAAUCCGGGACGUUCUUGAUGUCUUAAUGGAUGAUAACCUGAUGUUUUUUGUCAUUCUAACAGGAGCAUUUGGAACCCUUGGUGUUGGAGGAGGGUUUGCUCUGGGAGCCAAGCUGUGUCGACCUGAGUCAGAGGUACAGUAGAAUACCAAGCAGGCUUUAUCGAUCACUGUUUUAUAGGAGUUUAGGUUUGUUCAUGUUGUGAAACACCAUUUUUGGCUGAGUUUAGCUGACUAAGUUUCUCAUUGAGGUGUGGAUCAUCUAUGGCGAUGGAUCCCUUGGAUACAGUGUUGCCGAAUUUGACACUUUUACCAGACACAAGGUAUAGUAAUAACCAAUUUACCAUUCAGACCAACUUAUCAACUAACUAAUCAUGCAUUCAGACCAGUUAAUCUGCUUUGUCCCUCUCUCUCCCAGACGCCAGUAAUUGCUCUGGUGGGGAACGAUGCCUGUUGGAGCCAGAUCUCCAGGGAGCAGGUUCCCAUCCUGGGCAGCAAUGUGGCCUGUGGCCUGGCCUUCACAGGUAUUUAUGUUGGCCUACUGUACCCCCACUGCCACCACACUGGGGAUCUCUAGUGCCCAUACUCACACAUGCAAUGUCUCUGUUAGCCCAUGUCAUCUGUUUGGAUGUCAUGUCACACAUCCAACAUGCUGUCUCUAUUUUACUCUUCCCUAGAUUACCACAUAGUUGCAGAUGGUUACGGAGGCAAGGGCACCGUCAUUGGUCGCGAAGACGAGGACAAGCUGGAUGACAUCAUAAAAGAGGCACAGAAGGAGACCCGAGAGGGGAGAGCCACACUACUCAAUGUUCUCAUAGGGAAGACCAACUUCAGAGAGGGCUCCAUCUCUGUGUAGAGUAGCUCAGACAGACAGACAGACAGACAUACCGACCGCAACCCCUGGGGUCUCUGUCUGGGCCUGUGGGUCCUAAAACCUCCCCACCUUGCCUAGAAACCCAAAUCUGUUCACAUGCUGUGGAACAGUACAUCUGCUGCAUUUCUCUGGUGAAGAAGGGAAAAGAUGAGUGUGAGGGACCUCAACAAUUCAGGAACUCAUUCUUCUCAACCUUUAUCAGCCUUUAUAUCUGUUAAAAUGAGUUUUGAUUAUGGACUUGAAUGAAUGAAACUGUUUUUGGUUGUUUUUGCUUGAGAGAACUUGACAUGUAUGCUUUGGAAAAUGAACUACGGCUGGCUUUGCAGCUGUUAUUAUGUAGUAGGCCAGUAUCCUUGCUGUAUACACUUUUAACUAAUUAAUGUAUAUUGACUUCGGAUAGCCUAUUGAUUUACUGAACUCUACCUUGAAGCUGGUCAUUUAUUUUGAAAAACAAAGAAAGUGAAUUUUGGAAUGACAUGUCCUUCAUAGGGAUAUUUAUGAAAAUGUGUAUCAUACACUAAACUACAAGCCGCAGCAGGAUUUGUAGGGUUAACAACAAGGUAAUAAUACAAUUGUAAUAAUACUGUAAUCAUUUAACUUAAAGGGUAUAGAAUUGAUGAUUAAAUGCCUUUAAUUCUUGAAUGUAUAGUAGGACUCCACAAAUACAUCAAUCAACAGAAUGGAUACACAAAUACAAGACGUUGAUUCAGAAGUUAUUUAUAUGCAGUAGUAGUGCCCUAUGAAAGAGGAAGGAAUUUAAACUGGAAGAUGUUAUCAUAUUUUACCAUUUGGGUAGUGGUCAUUAUAAUCUUAAGUAAAUUAUAACAUUUUAUUAUACUCAUACUAUUUCAGGUUACACUAUACUAUUUCAGACUGACCUAUUUUAAGGAAUUCUGCAUGAUCCUGAUCAUGCAAAUUGAAGUCCACCUUAAAUUUGAAUGUUUUGAGAAUAUUUGUAAUAUUAUAAUAUUUUCUGUUUUGCUUUGGAUUGAAUCACUAUGUACUAUUCAUCAUGUUUGGGUCGUCGUAAGGAGAGGGAUUGGAAGACACCUGCCCUAAAUCUGGGUCUGAGAAUCUGUCGCGCUGGCGUUUUGUAUUUGAUUAUGUUUGAUUAUAUAAUAUUGUAUCUUAUAUGUAAACACAGUGAUACUAGUAUGCCUCUUUUCUUUUUCAGUGAUGACCCAAUGCAUUUAGUCAUCAGUCCUGGAAUCAGAACGCCAUGGGAUUAUAGGGACAGUUGUUAUUUUUGCGUUGCAAUAAAGACAAGAAUGGAAAUAUA